Messenger RNA from Aspergillus puulaauensis, 1632 nucleotides. RefSeq names its product LysM peptidoglycan-binding domain-containing protein. The coding region runs from base 1 to 1632 and encodes 543 amino acids. The record is from RefSeq and is a predicted model, not a curated record. Lineage: Eukaryota; Fungi; Ascomycota; Eurotiomycetes; Eurotiales; Aspergillaceae. The transcript is spliced from 4 exons.
AUGCCGACGGCGAGAAUUCAUUCUGUGCUUUGGCUCGCCUUCGGGCUUGGUGCGCUUGGCCAGCGGUUUACCGAUGGCACAGGCUACGAUAUAGACCUCCCCGGGGUGUCUGGCAGCUGCAAAGAGGUCAUCAAUUCCACCAUUGCCUGCGAUAGGUUUCUUGCCAGCGCUUUGGAUCGGGGCACCCCGCCAUCAGCCGACAGGCUAGACAAGGUGUGCGACCAGGACUGUGUCAAGUCACUGAAGGACUAUCGUGAGAAGGUGAAGAAAGCAUGUACCGGAAAGUUUGAUAUCAUUGUGGCGGAUGAUAUCGCAUACAACGCUACUUAUACCGCGGAUGAGCUGCUGUACAGCUACAAUACGGAUGCCUACUGCUGGAUUGAGCUUGCCAGGAUCAAUGAUACACUUACCCCCGAGGAGGAAUGCUCUGAUUGCCUGCUUGGGAGAUACCAGAUCGAUCUGAACUCUCCAUUCGGGUAUACUAAGAAGCUGGCGAAAGGGUUCUCCUCCCUGGUGUCCAGCUGCUCGGCUACUGGCUACCCUGUGACUUCGCCCACCCCCAUUGCGCUGAAUGGCACAGAUGCCCCAACCCCGACUCCUGUCUCCUGUAGCCAGUCCGGAAAGUACACCAUAAAAGACAGCGACGACUGCAAGUCCAUCAGUGUUGCGCAUAAUGUGUCCACAUGGGCCUUGUUGCACCACAAUGGACUUCAGGCGUACUGCCAAAACUUCCCGGGAAAGGGAACAUCCUUGUGUCUUCCCAAACAGUGUGAUAUCUACACGCUCAAAGAAAAUGAUACGUGCGAUGGCAUUGUGGACUCCUACCCUGGCGACAUCUCCGUGACUCAGCUCAGGUCCUGGAAUCCGUUUAUCAACAAGAUGUGUGGCAACUUGUUCCAGUGGACUGGGUAUCAAAUCUGCGUGAGCCCUCCUGGUAGCGACCUCGACCCAGUGCCCAGCCCAACCCCAAGUCCCACCAAGUGCGAAGGGUUGUGGCAGCCAACCAGCUGUGAAAUGCCCCCGCCAACGGACAUAAUCUGGCCCGAUGAUCCAGGCGUUAUCGGCCAGCCUCUGGCAAAGGGAACCUGGUCUAACUGCACCGCGUACACGACGUACCUCAACUCAUCGGCACCAGAAUACGAUAACACAUAUCGAAACGUCGCGCGUUUCUACGAGGUGUCUGUUGCAAACCUGCAGAAAUGGAAUCCAUCGCUAGGCAAGAACUCUACAGACUGCCAGAUCAAGAAAGGAUACCGGUACUGUGCUGUCUAUGAUGUAGAGCGUGCGCCGGCGCCCACCACCACCACGUCCAGUACGCCCAAACCAACCGGGUCACCGAGCACGAGUCCAUCGGAUUCCCCAUCGCCCACUUCUACGAGCACGACGACGACGAAAACAACGACAUCCACAACAACAAGCCCGACAACGGACCCAACGCCGUCUCCAGUUCAAGACGGCAUCACCAAGAGCUGCAACAAGUUUUACAAGGUGGAGAAGGAUGAUGAUUGCUACGGCAUUGCCAAGGACAAGAAGAUCAGCGAGGAGGACUUUUACAAAUGGAACCCGGCUGUGAAGGACGACUGCUCCAUGUUGUUGUAUGGGUUUUAUGUAUGUGUUGGGGUUUCCAAGUAG